CGGGAUAGGUCGCGUUGCCGCGGGGCGUGCUGGGAUAUGUAGCAUUGGCUGCGGGCGGGCGCGGGGCACGCCGGGAAGUGUAGUGCGGCCGCGGGGCGUGCUGGGAUACGCCGCAUCGCCAUGGGGCGGGCGCGGGGCAUGCUGGGAUGUGUAGUCCCGUGUAGGCCGUGCUUCACCCAGAGGGCCCAGCCCCCCCCCAGCGCAGGGCUGAGCCCCCCAGGAGGGGCUGAGCGGCACCGCCGCCUUCAGGCCCCGCUUCCCCCCCGCAUCUCAGCCCCCUCCUGGGGAAAUGGGGCCCCCAACCCCAGGGCAGGGGGGGACAGAGGAGGCUGCGGGAUGCGAGUGCCUGGGGAGGGGAAGGAGCCCCCAGCGGGACCCCCAGCCUCGUGGUUGUCACCGUGAGGCCACGUGGGCCGCAGUGCUCUGGGGUCAGGAUGUGCCUCCAAGGGAGGGGACAAGGAAUGGUGGCACGUCUGGGUCAGCUCAGUCCUCAGCUGGGUGCUGGGGUGGGAUGGGGGUCGGGGUCUGAUGCCAUGGGGUCGGGGUCUGAUGGGGGUCGGGGUCUGAUGGGGGUCAGGAUCUGAUGCCACGGGGUCAUGGUGUGCCGUGGGGUCAGGCUGUGACACUGCGCUGUCCCCCACCCCACGCAGCUCCCUGCGCUGCAGCAGGAAGCCGUGGCGUCACGGUGAGGGUGACAGGCAGACCGGGUGCUGUGGGCACAGAGGAGAGGACAGCUCAGGGAUGGGGACCUCAUGGGGACAAAGGAGCCGUGGGGAUGGUGCCUGUGUGGGGAUGUGGAGGUUUGGGGUGCUCAUCCCCCUCCUCGGUGCAGUGGGAGCCCUGCAGGUGAGCCAGGAGCCAGCCAAGCUGCGGGUGGCAGCGGGCACCAACGUGUCCCUGUGGUGCCAGCUGGUGACAACAGAGCCGUGGUCCCUGGCCCGCAUCUCGUGGCUGAAGGACGGGGAUCACGAGGUGCUGUGCACCACCCGCCUGUAUCCCAAAGCCGCUGCCGUGCCCUGCGCCACCCCCCGCCUCCACCUCGCCUGGAGCCCACCCUAUGCCAACCUCAGCCUCCACGGGGCACAGGAGGGCGAUGCAGGAAGCUACGUCUGCUGCUUCGCCAUUGAGAAGCCCUACCUCGCCAUGGCCGCCGGGAAUGGCACGCUGCUCAACGUCAGCACAGGAGCUGAUGGAGUGCACGGGGCAGAGCAGAAAUGGAAGCUGUGGGGGGCUGUGGGGGGCACCCUGCUGCUCGUCGGGCUGAUCUCCUUCGGCUGCUGGCGCUGCAGGAGGAGAACAGACACCUCAGACAUCUACGUGAACGUCACGCUGCGCCGGACCCCGAGAAACAAGAGCCCCCAGGGAGCAGCUGCUGGAGGACAGCGCGUACAAGGGGGGCUGGGCCGAGCGUGGAAGCCCCCCAGCCCUAAGGGGUGACCCCCCCUCGUGCCCCACAGCCCCCGAUAUCGGCAGGGACAGCAUGUGAGCGAUGCGCUCUGCUCUGCUUCACACAGGAAGAGCCCCCGCUGGGUUGCAGCAUCCUGCCGCCUCGCUUCCUGUCUUCUU
This is a messenger RNA of Phasianus colchicus (ring-necked pheasant), 1566 nucleotides long. RefSeq names its product transmembrane and immunoglobulin domain containing 2 (gene TMIGD2). Gene Ontology annotation, cellular component: B cell receptor complex; external side of plasma membrane. Gene Ontology annotation, biological process: B cell receptor signaling pathway; B cell differentiation. The record is from RefSeq and is a predicted model, not a curated record. NCBI's taxonomy places the organism in Eukaryota, Metazoa, Chordata, Aves, Galliformes, Phasianidae.